GUUAAGAAAAGAAAAAAAAAAAAAAAAAUAACACGAACUUCCUUGAAAUCGUGUAUCUCGAGUCAUCAAAUGAUCACUUCGUAAUAAAUAUUUUUUCCAAUCACUACUCGUCGAUCUCUUAUCUAUUAUUAAAAAGCAUUCGUAUAUAAAAGUGAAAAAUAAACAUUCCUUCGAUUCCGUCGUUUAACACGUACGGAAAAAUAAUGUUCGCGUGUGUGCAACAGUGUGUGCAAUUGAUCGUUCUUGUGAACAUUCUUAACGCCCGACCUUCGAUAUUUUGCGACCAAUUUUCCUCCAUUGAGUAAUAUAAAUAAAUCCAGUGACGCGUAAUAAUCACUUCACUGUGAUUAACGAUGAAUAAAGAUUAAGAAAAAAAAGAAGGAAAGAAAACGCAGUAAGUCGGAAAGAUGGAAUAUCUAAAACGACGCUACACCGUUGCCCAUUCGAAGAAGACUAAGAGACCGCCCGAUAUCCGCCGACGUCUUUUGCAUGCGAAUACUCCACGUGGUUCAUCCGACGACACGCAUUGCGCAGAUCCAACUUUCCGCAAUCCCCACCUUUAUGUGAAUCGCACCUUUUACAUACUGAUUUCAGAGCGACGAGUAAUCGAUAGAGGUGAUAGAAGAAUCGGCGGUGGACCACGGUGGCUGAGACGUCCUCGACGAUGGCGCACGAGGCGACGAUAUCGGAUUUGACGGAAUUGGACAGCGACGGAUCGAGUUGCGGAGAGCGCGACGCCAGGAAACGUCUUCUUCGUUUCGACGUGGAUCGAGCGACGGGGCCGAAGAAGAGGCGAAAACAAACGACGCCCGUCAGAUUCUCGUCAACGUUGAUGCCCGGCGUGCACGAGGAGUCGAACGAGGACGAGGACGAGGACGAGGAGGGCAGCGAAGGUAAGCUGUCGUCGCAAUCACCCAAUCACCCGAGUCGAUCGUCGAUAAGGGACGAGAACCUGAAUAACGAAUUCCGUUGCCAAUACUGUAGCCAGUUUUUCGAUCGAAAGGAAACGUUGAACGUUCACCUGGACAAUGAGCACGGUUCAAUAGCGAAUAGCAUAUCGGGACAACGAUGCCCGAGUAGUAGGUCUCCCCCCGAUCGAGCGAUCAAGCAGGAACCGUCUCACCAACUGGACCAAUCCGAGAACCCCGUUAAUUUGCUUAGCGUAAAGAAUUUCGCGAUAAAUUGGCUGGCCACCGGGCAACACGUGCAAUCGCACGCGCAAAUGCAGACGCAGAACGAGGAAUCGUGGCCCAUCACCGCUCCCCCGUCGGGCCAAAUACAGCCUCCACCGUUGCCCAACCACCUCCAACUCCUCGCCACUUUUCCCGGCGCCUUGGCGCAGUACCUGCCCGUGCCCCCUUUCCCCAUCCCGGAUUCCGGCUCGAUCGCGAGAGGCGCCGGUUUAGGACCAACGCCGGUGAGGAUCUUCAACCCGGACGCGUACUGCGAUCUGUGCAACAAAGAGUUCUGCAACAAGUAUUUCCUCAAGACGCACAAGGCGAACAAGCACGGUAUCUACGCGGAUUCGCCCGGGCCGAGCAACGUGGUGGACAACGCAAAUCCGGGACCCGUGUUCCCCGUCAACUUGCCGAGUAGCGUGGUCAAAUUGGAACUCGCCGCGACACCACCCGCGCCGACGGUGGCGUGCGACCUUUGCCAGAAGCGGUUCAAGAACGAGGAGUCGGUUCGCAAGCACAAGCAGAAAAUGCACGCCGAGUUGUCGGACCAGUCGCAGGAGGGGCAGAUCGGUUUGCUGCAGAACGAGGAGGACAGGGGGGAGGCAUCGAGAGACAGCAUGGGCGGUAUGGAGACGUUGUUGAGGCAAGAGUACGGGAUCGAGCAGGAGGACGCGACGUUCGUGCCGGCGCCCAGACACCUAUCCCCCCAAUCGAUUCAACAAGCGCGCGACUCCGGGUUUAGCGCCGAUCGGCUUCGUCGUUUAGGGGUCAUCAAUCCGGACGCGUUCUGCGAGAUAUGCUGCAAGGAGUACUGUAACAAGUAUUUCCUACGAACGCACAAAAUGAAGAGGCACGGCAUCAUCGUUCAGGACAGCGAAAGAUCGCCCACGAAUCCGGCGAUGCCGGCAAGUUGGCAUCAGGUGCAGACCAGCCCGUUGAAUUUGAUCAUGGCGGAGAACAACGUGGGCGGGGAAUCGAGCGAGCGUGGCGGCGACGAUUACGAGUGCAAAGCGUGCGGGAUACGUUUCCAAACGAUCGGCCUGUAUCGAGCGCAUUCCCGGAAAAUGCACGAAGGGGAGAUGCAGGAGUCGCCCGGUCGGCAAGAGUGCGAGCUGGAUACGGCCAGCAGCGAUCAGCGGAACGAUUCCAUCUCGGAGGAUCUUCAAAAAUUGCAGACCAUGCUUCUGCAACUGAACGGGCUCAAGUCUGGUAAAGGGUUGUCGUGCAGCGUGUGCGGCAAGGAGUGCGAGUCUCGAGCGGGUCUGCACAUUCAUACGAUAACGGAGCACGCAGCCAUUGGCGAAGAUUCGACGUCCUCGCCGCAAGAGAAGUCGCCCUUAACCGCGACGUCCGCGUUCUCCGCUCUAUCGUGCGGGAAAGAGUACGCGAGCCAGGAUAGCCUGAGAAAGCACGAGGAGCAUCAGCCGGCGAUCUCGAGUGGCGUCCCGCAAAUUGUCGUCGCGACAACCUCGGCGACGAGCGGUACGAAUACGACGAGCCAGGCACCGGCCGAGAGGAAAGUGACGUCGAUGACGCCCACGUCGAGCUACUGCGAGAUAUGCAACAAGGAAUUAUGCAAUAAGUAUUUUAUGAAGACGCACAUGCAGAGGAUGCACGGUAUCGAGAUCGAGAACGGGGCCCAGAUAGGAGGCGUGAUAUGCAACAUUUGUAACAAAGAGCUGUGCAGCAAGUACUUUUUACGCGUCCACAAGCACAACACGCAUGGCAUAGUCGAUGAGAAUACGGCGAGCACGGUGAAACAGGAGAGCCACGAAACGGCGAGCGCGGACGACGCCGCUUUGAAGCCGGAACAACUCGGUGAUUUGACCCACAGAUAUUUCACCCAUUUCACAGAGGUUUGCCCGAUCUGCAGCAGAAGGUUCCGUAGCAUAAAGUGGCUCAAGGCUCAUCUGAUGGGCGAUCACGGGAAGACGGGUAUCGAGAAGUGGCGCGAGAUGGAGCAACAGUAUCAAACCAGUGUCCCCAAGUCGGGGAGCAGGGCGGUGAACAUGACUUCGAAGGCCGGUCAACCGGGCUCCAACUUGAAGAUACCGAACGGGUUCGAGAUCUCGCAGCAAAUCAAGUCCGCCCCCGAUUACGCGGGUUUGGGUAAUCAAGUGUUGUCCAAUCUGCUGGGAUCAUCUUCCGAGGAUCAACAAUCGAAGAGUUACCGUUGCUCCUAUUGCAAUUUCACCACCACCGUACUACCUUUCCUCUUCCUUCACGAGAGAUCUCACGGGCGGGACAACACGGAGGCUGAGAAAUCGCUUCGAUGCCCGAUCUGCUCCCAACCGUUUCACCAGCCCGAGAUGUUGCAUCAGCAUCUACUCGCGUCCCACCAAUUCCCCACCUUGCUCCCCCAUUUCCAACCCCCCCUCUUCAAUAAUUUAAACCUCGACGCGGAGAGACCGACGAACGAGAGCAAGGAGAGAUUCGACUCGGAGGCGAAGGAGGAUCGUACGGGGAACAGCCCGCAGGUGGUCGUUAAUCAAAACAUUCCCGACCCGACGAGGGGCAAACGGCAGGACGAGACCACUGUCCAAGUCACUCCUCAGGGUGUGUACAAGUGCGCGCAGUGCGGAUACGCGACGACCAAUUUGAACAGGAUAAAGAGGCACGUGAGGAAGGAUCACAGAACGAUCGGCGAUCCUACGGACAGCGUGCUCGCCGAGCUGAGCAGAACUUUGAAGGACGUCGCGAACAGGCACAAGGUGCCUGCCUGUUACGCGAUGCCCCAGGACUCGAUGAAUUCGAUCGCCGAGAAGACGAUCAUGCAACCGUUCCUGAUCGAGGAACGGGACGCGAUGCAGGCCGGCGAGGAAUCGAGCUCCGAGAAACGAUUCGCCCCGGCUUUGGUCUACUUGCCCGUUAAAUCGCGAAUUAACAACGCGCUCACCGCAUCCUUCACCCUAAGCCCAGCUUGAAACUCUUCCUUCCUCGUAUUUACACGAUUGAUAUCUUCGAUAUUGCUACCACUCGUUUCUACGUCUGCGAUUUGAGCACGUGUUAUUAGUUCCUAUGUAAAGUGUAAGGAAAUAGUUAGGGAAAGUUUAUAUAUUUUUCAUAUACGUGGCUCGUCGAGGAUUUCAUUUUAAUACAUAUAUAUAUAUAUAUACAUAUAUGUAGACAAUUCACUGUUCGAAUAUUUCCUGGAUAUUUAUAAAUCAAACGAUCCUUUCAUUUUCUUCCACUUUUCUUCGUGAA
Molecule: messenger RNA, 4382 nt
Organism: Apis mellifera (honey bee)
Lineage: Eukaryota; Metazoa; Arthropoda; Insecta; Hymenoptera; Apidae
Exons: 2
Coding region: 665-4102 (1145 amino acids)
Source: RefSeq, a predicted model, not a curated record